CCCUCAUCGAGGUCGGACAGUUCUUGCCCGUCCAGGGUCGGCUCGUGAUCGGGAAGUAGUCGUUCCUUUUGUGAUUUGCAUCGAGAAGCUGCGCACACAUAGUUUCCUUCUCUCACGUUUUCUUCGAUGACGCGUCAUAACACAAAGGCACGACUACCUGUCGUGAUGGCGAAUACGCGGGAAUAGCCUAAAGAGGCGAGGGUUUAUUCUAAAAAUAAAAAUAAAAAUAAAAAUAAAAAUAAAAAAAAAAGGAGGAAAAAAGAAAACAAGAAAGAAAAAGAUAAAAAAGAAAAGGACAAAAGAAAUGAAAAAGUAAAAAACUAAAAAAAAAAAAAGAGGAAAAAAAAAGAAAGAAGAAAGGGAAAUAAAUGAACAAAUAAAUUGAUAGCACUUACUACAAAUGCAAAAGAGAUAUUUAUCUACGAAUGAAAGUGUCUAAAACACGCGAGAGGAACGAUCUUAUCGAAAUAAAAGGAUAUGAAAUGCGAUGAUCUUACGAGGUUUUAUUUUUAUGCUAUCGUUGAAGUAUAAUCACUCGUAAACAAGAGAGCGAUCAAAAGAUUUCAUAGGUAGAGGACGAAGGAAGGAUUAUUGAGACGCGAUAAAAUAAAGGAAAUGGGGGUACCUGAUGUGGAACAGGCGAAGCGUCGGCUGCAAGAUAUCUUAAGGAAAGCUCAAAAGCUGGAAAUACCAACACAAGAGGUUAUAUCUACAAGGACUGCACAGAAGCUAUUAGCAAGAACGAAGAAUGUUGUUGCGUGGACGAUCUGGAUCGGUGUUUUCAUUAUCCUCCUCAGUGGCGUCGUUUACGCACGUUGGCCAACAAGACAGGAAGUCGAGACUGUCAGGACUGUACUUAGGCGAACAGUAUUCCGUCAUAGUGUCUUUCGAAUUCUCUAGCCGUUACGGAUGCUUGGCACGUUGUGUUGCGCCUCAUGGGCAAUAAAUAAUGGUCAUGAUGUCAAUGUCCGAACGUUGGAUAUCUAUCUCCUUCUAUGCGUACACUCAGGAAUACAGUCGCAAACAGAAACGUUGGUAUACCUAUAUUCAUCAUUGACAAUAUAGUAUCGCACGCAGGAUAAUGUCUUGUUUCCACUGUCGCAUAAUACAAAUGUCUAACUGGGAGUAUGAAUAUUAUGCUAGCAAUAAUUUUUAAUAUUUCUCCUUUUUUUUUUUUUUUUUUUUUUCAUUUCUUUGAUCAGU
Messenger RNA from Vespa velutina, 1203 nucleotides. RefSeq lists its product as uncharacterized. The record is from RefSeq and is a predicted model, not a curated record. Bases 616 to 900 code for a protein of 94 amino acids. Lineage: Eukaryota; Metazoa; Arthropoda; Insecta; Hymenoptera; Vespidae. The transcript is spliced from 3 exons.